AAACAGGUAGAGGGGGUUACUGAGCUCGGAAGUCGGAAAGUGUGUCAACAACAAUGGCGGAUUAAUUGCUCUUGAAUUUUUACAACUUAUACCCGUUCUGACGUUUGUUAAGUUCUAGUUAUUAAGUUAAAAGGAUAGUUGUAGAACAAUGGCAGACGGAGUACCUGGGGGAAGACAGGGAUCCCUUAAUUUUGAUUCGCCACAUUUAAUUUCUUCUCAUCGACCGGUAGACACCUUAUCGAGAAGAACACCUCAGAAGAAGAGAAGCCUAGCAUCUGUGAUCAAGAAAUUUUUUUUAAAGAGUUCGAAAGAUGAUGAAAAACAAAAAAUGCUUAGACUCGCUCAAAAUGCGAAUGCCGGGAUUGUUGGCUUAUAUAAUCAUGGAAAUACAUGCUAUAUGAAUGCAGUUUUACAAUGUCUUAGUCAUACUCUAGAAGUGACAAAAUAUUUUGUACUAAAUAAAUAUAAGCAGGAUGUUUUAAAGAGAAUUGGAAAUUCUCAAGAACUAUCUGACUCACUCUCUAGAGUUCUAAAAUCUCUGUGGACAAAUGGAUACAAAUCUGAAAUAUCUAGUUCAUUUAAGCAUAUUAUUGGGAAAAAAGCCGUCCAAUAUAGUGGUACUGAACAGCACGACGCUCAUGAAUUUUUACUAUGGCUACUUGACAAUCUUCACGAUGAGAUGAAUAUUGCCAAAUCAACAAAAAACAAAAAGAUUUCUACGAGAAAGACGGUAAUCAGAGAUGAUGCGAAAGCCGCAGAAGAAGCUCUUUCUAACCAAUCAAAAUGCAAUAAGUCAUUUAUUUACGAUCGAUUUCAAGCUCUGUAUCGUUCAUCAAUAACAUGUCCAAUGUGUAACAAGUGUUCGAAUACUUUUGAUCCAUUUUUAUCACUCUCCCUACCACUUCCUCACCAAGGACGGCGACCUGUAUUCAUUGUGAUUGUUUAUCUACCCGAAACCUUGCACUCGUUUCCUAAACAAUUGAAAGUCGGUAUGCUAAUGGAUGCUGAUGAGAAUAUUCAGCGACUUCGAGAGGUUGUGGCCGAGGAUACUAACAUAAGUCAUAAGAAUUUGAUUCUAGCCGAAAUAUAUUAUGAUGGCUUUCACCGGACGCUGACAGAUGAAUUAUCUAUCAACAGUAUUCAUGAAGCUGAUCCCAUCUACGCAAUCCAAACCCUUCCUCCCUCACAGAAUAGUAGCUAUAUUCUUAUCGUUCUUAUAACAAGUUUAGGAGGUCGACGGUUUGGGUCACCUUUAACGUUUAGCUUUGAUCGUCUCGCUACUUACUCUGAUCUUUCUGGCUAUAUUUCUCAAUUAAUAAGAACAAAUUCUGAAGCUGUUAGUUUAAAAGUAAUUAGUAGCGAUGGCUCAAAAGAGCUACCAAGAGACGUAGAGCAUCCUCUUCUCGUUGCUGAAGUUGAGAAGAUUCUCGAAGAACACAUUCCAAGUUCUGGACCUGUUCAUAUUAAGAUGGUAGCAGAGUUUCAAGAUGAAAUUCAGAGCGGUCUGGCUCAUCAAACGGUUGACGAACACGAAUCUGUUGAGCAGGUUCGUGUCGCCAAUGCUUCAAACCCUAUUUGUACGUUAUACGAUUGUCUUCAAUUGUACACAAAAGAUGAACGUCUCGAAGAUGACACAUGGAUGUGUCCUAAUUGCAACAAACGGCCGGCGAAGCCAAAUAAAGUUUUAAAAUUUUGGUCAACUCCAGAUAUGUUAGUUAUACACUUGAAAAGAUUUCGACAAAUCGCCCCAACUGCAAGAAGGGUUAAGGUCGAUCUAUUGGUCACAUAUCCCAUAACAGGGUUAGAUUUAUCAAAAUAUGUUUGUGAAAGUUCUCAUCGAUUCAAGUCUCCUCAUAAUCAGCACAUAUACGACCUAGUUGGCGUGGUCAAUCAUUAUGGUAAUAUGUUGGGCGGUCACUAUACAGCUGUUUGUCGGUCUGGUCACCCAGACAAGAAGUGGCAUAUAUAUGACGACAAACAAGUGAAUAAGAUAAUGGAAAGUGAAGUUGUUACUUCUUCUGCUUAUAUGUUGUUCUAUAGAAAGUGUUCUUUGCCUCCGGUCAACCUGGACUGGAUUCCUAACUCGCCUCCACAUAAUAUUUCAAAUUUACGACGUUCGAAUUUAACACGAUCAUUAGAGAGAAUAAAUAUAGGUAAGUCGGAAUCUUAACAACUCAAACAAACUCGUACUUUGUCAGAUAUUGCUAAUCAAUUCAAAAAGCAUUAUAUAAAUUUUUAUGUAUACUUUAUAGAACAAAUGCAGAUUACUUUCUACUUGUUAAAAGCUUUCUUAUUUGCCCUCCAGCUGAACCUGCGAAUCAGAGAGUAAUACAAUCGUAUGGGACUAUUAGCAGAAUGCGCCGAGAUUCCUCCGCUCCGGAACAAUUGAAUACUCCUCAUAAUUCUUCAAAUAUAUCGGCGCCUGCAGCAACUUUACCUCGUCGUCCUGUAGUUGAAACACAGCCAAAUUUUCAAUCACUCACUAUUAUACAAGAAUCUUCCGUCUAACAACUUAAACUUUUCCUGUGCCAUUUUUCCUGCAGCUAAAUUCAUUUGUAGAUAUAUCAUAUUUUCUAAUUUUGCAGAACGUUUCAAACAGAUUGAUUUUGACUUGAACGUUAAUCUUAGAUUAUUUUCGUACUUGAAUAUUUCGUGUUUAAUAUUGUUACCCUUUUACUAAUAAAAAUUUUUUGUUUAAAAAAUAAUCCUCAAUUAAAUAAUGUUGUUCUUGUUUCUUUAUUUAUAAUCGUAUGUUAGCGCCAUCUCUUGUUUGUCAAGAAAAAUCAAUAGUUUUGUAGCUUUGUAGCAUAAACAGGGAUUUAGAGUGAAUGGAGAGAAUUUGACAAUAAUAAGUUAAUAAGGUUCUAUUUAAAGUGAAAUUGAUCUAAUUUAGUCACUGACAAAUUGAUAGCGGAUGAAGUUUUUAAAUAUCAACUUUUAUCAUAUUCUUAUAUAAUAAGAACAAUACUAUUUGUGUUGCACCUAAUACAAGCCAGAUUCAAUUCUCUGUUGACGCCUUACUUUUUGGAUAUUCUCUACAAAAAACUAUUUACCCAUAGUCGUUAUGUAAUUUAUAAAUUAACUACUUUUUCA
Molecule: messenger RNA, 3093 nt
Organism: Dimorphilus gyrociliatus
Lineage: Eukaryota; Metazoa; Annelida; Polychaeta; Dinophilidae
Source: the annotation of a GenBank genome assembly